Messenger RNA from Pseudomassariella vexata, 969 nucleotides. RefSeq names its product glycoside hydrolase family 43 protein. Bases 1 to 969 code for a protein of 322 amino acids. The record is from RefSeq and is a predicted model, not a curated record. Lineage: Eukaryota; Fungi; Ascomycota; Sordariomycetes; Amphisphaeriales; Pseudomassariaceae. The transcript has 5 exons.
AUGGUUAUUCCUGACUUCGGUCGUCGAGCCGACUCGAGCUUGGUGGGAUAUCUCGGUGCCUUCUUCCUGGGGGCGGACCCAUACGUCUACUUCUACCUCAGCAAUGGAAACGAUCCCUUAUCUUUCAAGGCCUUGAACCAAGGUCAGCCUGUGCUGAAGCCGACGAAGGGAACGGGUGGUGUGCGCGAUCCGGCGAUUGUCCAAGGUGGAGGUUCUGAGGCAGGAAAGAAAUGGUACAUCGUGGGUACUGACCUUGAUAUUGGAAAGACAAACUGGGAUGCAUCGCAGCGAACCGGCUCUAGGGGUAUCUUUGUGUGGGAGAGCACAGACUUGGUCAACUGGGUCAACGAACGACUAGUCACAGUUGAGGAUGCUACAGCCGGGAUGGUCUGGGCUCCUGAAGCAAUCUGGGAUGCUUCUAAGGGCCAGUAUCUUGUGCAUUGGGCGUCUAAGUUCUACUCGGCUUCCGACACGAGUCAUACAGGCACACCUUCGAAUAUCCGCAUUCGAUAUUCCUACACUAGCGACUUUAAGACAUUCACUGCACCUCAAAUUUACAUCGACAAUUCGCCUACUGACAUCAUUGAUCUUGACAUCCUCCCUCUCGACAGCUCGGGGACCAGCUACCUCCGAUUUAUGAAAGACGAAACCGCAAAGACAGUUUUCAUGGAGUCUUCUACGAAUGGGCUGUUCGGUAGUUGGGUACGAGCGGGUGGGAACUCAGGGAUUAUUACUUCCCAAGUGGAGGGACCUGCCGCGUACAGAGAUAAUCAGGUUGAGAACAAAGUCCACGUCUUGCUAGACUUUUAUGGCGGUGAUGGGUAUCGACCAUACGAGAGUACUGAACCCAAGUCAAACCAGUGGACUGCAAGCAGUCGGUCGGCUUUUCCGACGAAUUUGAGGCACGGCAGUGUGUUACCGAUCAACCAGACUUUGUAUAACGCCUUGAGUACGAAGUGGGGAUCGUGA